Molecule: messenger RNA, 2352 nt
Organism: Liolophura sinensis
Lineage: Eukaryota; Metazoa; Mollusca; Polyplacophora; Chitonida; Chitonidae
Product: acid sphingomyelinase-like phosphodiesterase 3b
Exons: 6
Coding region: 11-1369 (452 amino acids)
Molecular function (GO): phosphoric diester hydrolase activity
Source: RefSeq, a predicted model, not a curated record
AUGCCACGUGAUGUUUCUAACUGUAUUCCUCUGCGUUACAGAAGCUGACAUAGGUCACUUUUGGCAUUUGACAGACCUCCACCUGGACUACACCUAUGGCGGGAAGGCCGAGUCGUGCCAUAAUGAAGUAACGCCAUCACAGCGCGGAAUGUUUGGGAGCGGGCUGUGUGAUGCGCCCUGGGCGCUCAUUAAUUCCUCGGUGUACGCCAUGAAGGAAAUAGCGCCGGACGUGGACUUCAUCAUCUGGACAGGCGACAACAUUUUCCAUCCGAGAGCAAAAACAGGGGUGCUCAGUAUGGACAUUGUACUCAAUACUCUGGACAACAUCACGCGGCUCCUUAGAGAGGUGUUUCCUGACGUCACAACUUACCCAACCUUUGGUAACCACGACUACUUCCCGUAUGCUCAGUUCCCUUCCCAUGACAACAAAAUUUAUCGGCAUAUGGAGAUCACGUGGGGAGUCUGGGUCAAUGACUCUAAUUUCAGGAAAACUUUCCGCAAAGGUGGUUACUACUCCAGUUCGAUCCGGCCUGGACUCAGGCUUAUCUCACUUAAUACAAACAUGUACUACACCCGCAAUCGUCUCUCUCUGAACUUCACGGACUCAGACGACCCUGCCGGUCAGUUCGAGUGGUUCAAUGACACCCUGGCGGCCGCCGUCAGAAACAAGGAGAAGGUUAUUGUGAUCGCUCACAUCAGCCCCGGACUGAAAGGCUAUGAAGGCUUCUUAUGGAUGUACAAGCCUUUUAACGACAUGCUGAACAGAGUUAUCUCCCGUUACAUGGAAUCUGGGGUCAUCCGCGCAAUGCACGUCGGCCAUGAUCAUGACGACGAGUUCAAAAUCUACUACGACAACAAAGGCAUUCCCCGCAUCCCGGUCUUCAUUGCUCCGUCCGUCACACCCUGGAGAUACAAAACCGACCAAUUGGAAUUCGGCCGUUCCCACAACCCGGGCAUCCGAUUGGUCAGCUAUGACAGGUUCAACGGCCGCCAUCUGAACAUAAUACAGUACUACCUGGACCUUGACAAAGCCAACAAGGACAGUCAUGCGCAGUGGCAGCUUCUCUACAAGGCCACUGACGUGUACGACAUUCCUGAUGUUAGUGCACGGUCCCUCAGCAACGCGCGCGAGCUAAUGCUUGACAGUUCCAAAAAGCACGUGCAGGAUUAUUAUGAGCGCCUAACCCUAAUGGGAGACACCAGUAAAAUUGAUGACAAAUGUCAGUAUUCUAUUUAUUGCGGCAUGCGAUAUUUCGAUGUUCCGGGCUUCAACAAAUGUUUAGACAAAUAUUAUUCUUUGGCUUUUAGACCAGUUGCUAGCAGCUUUGUGAUAAUUAUUGUUACCGUCAUCAUUUCAGUCUUAUUUUAAAUGUCUUUCACUUGAGAAUAUUUCUCAUUUUUCGCAAACCUGUCUCAAGGUAAUCUACGUGGUCUUUGAAAAUGAUGUAUUAAUACACAAACUUUUGUACACUAAAAGAGAACAGGGCCUGGUACACCCGGUAAGCUAGAUUCACCAUUUGCGAGUAAAAUGGAAAUAAAAAUGUGCCUUUUCUAAUACUCACCAAAAAACCAUCUGGCUCACAACCUGCAUAGAAAGUACACCUAGCUGGAAGUGCAUUCCUCAUUCAGGAAAAAAAUAAAUUUUGGUUUGUAGCAUUUUCUGGCAGGCACUAUGCAGCAAACGUUGUACGAUACUGCUGGUGCUCAGUACCGUGUUCAGUACCUCUGGUCCUGCAACAAAAUUCCACUUUCCCAGAGGCUGCAGUAUGAAACAUGGCGGACGUCGGUCUGACUUCAGACCUGAUUCAAAAUUAUCGACUACUAGGUUAUCCACACGUUUGACGGUGCAGAAUUUGGCAUCUUUUAAACGUAUAUAACUUGUGGAUUCAUCGUCUACCAAAACGUUUGAGUGGACUCGAUUUGUAAAGGAAUGUGAAGUGGUUUUGCUAAACCCGAUACAACUACAAGGGUUACGUAUAGCUGGACUAUGCCGUGUGGGGGGAAUUUUAUUAGCAUAUAACAGUGGAAUUCAUUCUUUAAGUGUCCAUUUUAUGAAAAUUUUAUGACCUUCAUUUACUCUGAGAUUUUCUCUCGGCAUAACUUGUUGAGCUUAUGUUCUUUCUGCUGCUUCACGUUUUUAACAUUUUGCUCCGUAUAACGGACAUUCUAACUGAUUAUCUAUACACGGUGUACACUGAGCGACAUACAGUGCAUACUGAGAGACAUACAGUGUACACUGAGCGACAUACAUUGCACACUGAGCGACAUACAGUGCACACUGAGCGGCAUACAAUGCACACUGAGCGACAUACACUGCACACUGAGCGACAUACAGUGUACAUUGAGCGACAU